Molecule: messenger RNA, 2972 nt
Organism: Larimichthys crocea (large yellow croaker)
Lineage: Eukaryota; Metazoa; Chordata; Actinopteri; Sciaenidae
Product: E3 ubiquitin-protein ligase TRIM21
Exons: 2
Coding region: 100-1743 (547 amino acids)
Molecular function (GO): zinc ion binding; protein binding
Source: RefSeq, a predicted model, not a curated record
GACGUAACUGCUGAAAGAGAAACUAAAAGACAGAAAAGAGUUGCAUGCUUUCACUUCUCUUUACGGAUCUUAACUAUUUGAAAAACCAUCACACCAGCCAUGGCAUGUGGUAGUAGUCUCGAGGCCUGGGAGAAUUUUCGAUGUUCCAUCUGUCUGGAUGUGUUCACUAAACCUGUGUCGAUCCCCUGUGGACACAACUUCUGUCUCACCUGUAUCAAAGACUAUUGGGACACUAACAGUACUGGCGUCCACUGUUGUCCAUUAUGUCAAGAGAAAUUCUACACCAGGCCGAUGCUUCGGGUUAACACUUUCAUUGCUGAGAUGGCUAAAGAGGUCAAGAAAUCUGUUGAAAAAAAGUCUUCAAUAGAAGUUACCCCUGACCAAACAGGAAAUGGUAAUGUGCUCUGUGAUAUGUGUAAAGGGCCAAAGCUCACAGCCGUCAAGUCCUGCUUAGUGUGUUUCAUGUCCUACUGUGAAACACAUCUGGAGCGUCAUUUCACAUUUUCAAACUUGAGGAAACACAAGCUAAUCCCCCCGGUUCACAACCUGGAGAGCAGGAUGUGCAAGAAGCAUGAUGAGCCCUUGGAGCUGUUUUGCAGAGUGGAUAAUAAGUUUGCAUGCAGGUCCUGUGAAAACAGUGACCACAAAAGCCAUGAGAUGGUGAGUAUGGAGGAGGAGGCUGAAAUGAGGAAGGCCCAGGUGGGGGGAAAAAGGAACGACAUGGAUGAGAAGAUCCAGGCCCGUCAGCAGAAGAUUUACGAGAUUCAAUACUCUGUGGAGGCUAGCAAAAAUAAUGCAGUGAAGGCGCUGUCAUACAGCACACAAGUGAUGACUGCUGUGGUGGACUAUGUUAAGAGGAGCCAAGCUGAGUUAGUUAAGGUAAUUCUGACACGGAACAAAAAAACUGAAACAGAGACAGAACGCUUCAUUAAAGAACUGGAGGGAGAAAUUCUGCAAAUCAAGCAGAACAACGCGCAGCUUAAUCAGGUUUCAUUCAACAAUGACGCCUUCAGCUUCCUUGAGAAUUUCCCCUCUCUUACCAUUGCUCCGCUCCAGGUGAAGGACUGGUCUGAUGUGACUUUUAACAUUGACCAGUUUGCCAUGCAGGACGCCUUGACCAAGUUCAAGACAACAGUGAUGAGAGAAGUAAGGAUGCUGUGUGAUCCUGACUUGAAUGAAAUGCAGCAACAUGCUGUGGAUGUGACUCUUGAUCCAGACACAGCAUACCCUUCUCUCAUUGUUUCUGAGGAUGGAAAACAAGUCACGACUGGAGAAAAGAAGAGAAAUCUCCCAAACAAACCGCAGAGGUUUGAUCAUGUCCUUAAUGUCCUUGCAAAGGAAGGUUUCUCCACAGGAAAGUUUUACUAUGAGGUCCAGGUUAAAGACAAAACACAAUGGGAUUUAGGAGUUGCAAGCAAGUCAAUCAACAGGAAGGGGGAUAUAAGACUUAGCCCUAAGAAUGGAUACUGGACUAUUUGGCUGCGAAAGGGAAAUGAGUUUACAGCCAACGACAGCCCUGCCAUUGACCUCCAUGUAAGUGAGAUACCUCAAAAGGUUGGAGUGUUUGUUGAUUAUGAGGGUGGUCAAGUUUCCUUCUAUGACGUGGAUGCCAGAUCUUGCAUUUUCUGCUUCACCGGAUGUAACUUCACUGAGGAGGUCUUUCCGUUAUUCAGCCCCUCUGCUUAUGACGGUGGCAAAAAUUCAGCCCCUUUGGUCAUUACUCCAGUCAAAUGCACAAGCUGAGUUUUUGUUUUUUGGGGUCAUUGUGAAAGAAAAUGAGACAGGACAAGGGACUUGGAGAGAGAUGGUGGAUCUUAAUAAUAGAAAGAUGAACUGUUUUUAUCCGUGCAACUCCAGUGUGUCAUUUUGUUUCUCCCAUCCAUCAGUGUCAGUGCUGUGUGUGUCGCCUGUCACACAGACAGCUGUAGAGUUCCCAUUCAGCCAUCAGGACAUUACUGCACAUACACACACAAGGUUAUACACACACACACACACACACACACACACACACACACACACACACACACACACACACACACACACACACACACAAUAGGCAACAUAGCUAUACCAAUACCAAAGAUUGGUCACAUAAAAAUUUAUAGACUUUUUAUGCCAUGAUGGAUGGGCUUGAUACCUAUAGCAGGCUGAUGAAACUAUUACUGUGUUUGAAAAUACUUUUUGACUUACAUGUGAUACAUCUCAGGUCAGUAUAUACCAAGGUGACCCCCACUACACAACCUGUGUAUGAUUAGGUAAGACUUAAGUGUUGGUUGAGCAGAGUCAUUAAAAGUAUUUGUUUGUUGGUGUUUACCAUUUAAUUCUUUUUUAAGAGCUGUAUAUUGAAUUGUCUCAGCAAGUGCCACAAACUGUAUUAAGUAGGUAAGUAGCAGCUGUUGUAAUUAUGACAGGAGCAAAGACAGAAGCAGGUGAAAUUGUUACAUAAUAACAAGUCAGAGUAGUCGUAGUAUGGGAAACUCCCGAAUCAUAGCAAAGUACUUAUAUUAACCCAAACCAAGAUUGUUUUCUAAACCUAACAAAGUAGUUUUAUGCUUUAACCUAAACUAACCAUAGCCAGAGUCAUUAUCACUUUGUAAAACUGAUGUGUUAAAUGCGUCGCUGUAUAUGUUUAAGAAUUUUGUAUAAUUUGGACGAUUGUGUUUUUUGAUGCUUGCUACGUGUGUCUUAUAUGAGGUUCUUAUUUGGUGUAAUCUUAUCUGGAUUGUUGUAUAAUAUCAAUAGCUAUCAAUAUGUGAUAGCUAAGAGAUCACAUACUGAACAAAUCAGAGUGUGGAGCUGUUGGAUGAAAACCUGCUGCUGAUGAUGAACCUGAUAUUGUUAUCUCUUAUAUAUGACUGUAAAUGAAAUAUCUUUUUUGAGGCAUUUUUGAGGAUGGCACUUGCUGAUGUCCAUUGUCCAAUGUUUGACUGAAAUGCAAUGAUGAAAAAAAUAAAUAACGGUGAUUUAGCAAA